GUCGCCCUGGGGGUGGGAGUGCGAGAUUGCGAAAAUAAAUUGAAGCGAUGGGAGUGUUUGUUGUCACCGUCGGUGUUUAUUUUGUAGAUAGGUGUGGAAAUCGCGAAGCGUAAGUAAAGGUUGGUUGUUGGUUGUCGGAUUUGACAAGCUCGCGCGCUUGCAAAAAUAGACGUCGUUAGUGCGCGAGGUCCGACCGACGAUCAAUAUAGCGCUUCCUAUGAGUUAGAGGUACAGCUCGUAAUAAUCGACGGUGCACGGGCUCUCAGUUGUGAGUGCGUGUGUGUUUUCGAGAGGAGGGGUUGGAGCAACUCCUAAAUAUUAAUGCACUUCGAUGAACGGGUGAAGUAAUAGUCGCUGGAGGGCUGGCCGAGGUAGAUCUCGAAGCGGUGAGGUUGACUCUUGGGGCCAGUUCCAGUUGCAAUGUAUAAACACACCCUCAUCGCAUUGAUAGUGCACAUCUUCCACGUGACAGUGUGCACAAAUGUCAAGAUUAAUUUUCGCGAAAAGGAGAAAGAGGUGUUGGACCAGAUCCUGGGGCAGGGGAUGUACGAUGCCAGGAUCCGACCAUCUGGCGUGAACGGCACAGUAGGACGUGACGGCCCGACUGUAGUUUACAUCAACUUCUUUCUUCGGUCUAUCAGCAAAAUAGACGAUUAUAAAAUGGAAUACAGUGUACAACUCACCUUCAGAGAACAAUGGUUAGACGAAAGACUCAAGUUUAACGACUUUGGAGGUCGUCUCAAAUAUCUCACUUUAACUGAAGCGAGCAGAGUCUGGAUGCCCGACCUCUUUUUCUCGAACGAAAAAGAGGGGCAUUUCCACAACAUUAUUAUGCCCAACGUCUACAUACGCAUUUUCCCGUACGGUUCGGUCCUCUAUAGCAUAAGAAUAUCUUUGACAUUAUCAUGUCCGAUGAACCUCAAGCUCUACCCCCUUGACCGCCAAAUAUGUUCCUUGCGGAUGGCUAGCUAUGGCUGGACGACCGACGAUUUAGUCUUUUUGUGGAAAGAAGGUGAUCCCGUACAAGUAGUUAAAAAUUUACACCUACCUAGAUUUACAUUAGAAAAAUUCCUUACCGAUUACUGUAACAGUAAAACGAACACCGGUGAAUAUAGUUGUUUAAAAGUUGAUUUAUUAUUUAAGAGAGAAUUCAGUUACUAUCUGAUACAAAUUUACAUACCUUGCUGUAUGUUGGUCAUUGUUUCAUGGGUGUCUUUUUGGCUCGAUCAAGGAGCUGUCCCGGCACGUGUGUCUCUCGGUGUUACAACUUUGCUCACAAUGGCUACGCAAACAUCGGGUAUUAACGCAUCUCUGCCCCCCGUUUCGUACACAAAAGCGAUUGACGUGUGGACGGGGGUUUGUUUAACGUUCGUAUUCGGAGCAUUAUUAGAAUUUGCUCUCGUAAACUAUGCGUCGCGUUCCGACAUGCAUAGAGAAAACAUGAAGAAGCAAAGGCGACAGUGUGAACUAGAACACGCCGCAUCCAUGGAUGCAACUUCCGACCUAAUAGACACAGACAGCAACGCUACUUUCGCAAUGAAGCCUUUGGUGCGUCAUCCCGGUGAUCCGAUGAGUUUAGAAAAAGUUCGUCAGUGUGAGAUUCACAUGCAGCCAGCACGUCCAAACUGUUGCCGUUCUUGGUUGUCGAAAUUCCCGACGAGAUCCAAGCGCAUUGAUGUUAUUUCCCGAAUCACGUUUCCUUUAGUUUUCGCACUAUUCAAUGUAAUAUACUGGUCUACAUACUUAUUUCGUGAAGAGGCCGAAGAGUCGUAAAUGCUCUUACGACGACCGUAAUAGUAUUGUGAUUUUUCGUAAAUGUAAAUAUUACCUACGUUUUGGAGUAUGUUUACGUUGAAUGUGCAAUAAAUUGUAGAUAAGUUGCACAAAAGGUGAAAUUGAUAACCCUAAUGAUGCGCAAACGCGUUCGGUGCUGAUGGAAGCAACAUCUUAUUCACAGUGAAGCUUUCUCGAUCUGUCGACUUUUCGAGAUCGUUUACUCGUAUUUUCGACCUAUUUAUAUAUAGUUUAAUGUUUUGUAAAAAAAACUUGUUACUUGUUGAGACGGUUAUCAGUUUUCGAAUUGUGUAACUUCUGUUGAACGACCGGUGUCCACGAGAUGUCUGUUUUUAUGAUACUGUUUUCAUAUAUACAUACGUUCAUAUUUUAUUAAAUAUAUAUUGUUUAUUUUAUAAUUUCUACUAAUAGGGUUCCAUACUGUAGAUCUUCUAAUAUUUUUCUCGCUACUAUUUCCUCUUGUCAGUUGCUUAUACAGGGUGAUGCCGUAUCACAAUCGUACGUCAUUAUACAUUAAUGCAAUCGGAAAUUUUGUAAUACUCUAUUAAAUUCCUUCAAUGAAGAAAGGAGCGUCGUUAUUCCUAUAGUUCAUAGAACCUAGACACAUAAAAUUAAUUUACCUAGAUUCUACUUCAUUGCGCAUUACAUACAUCAGGGUGGAAUGUGUACAUUUCAUUUUACGUGAUAUUGCGUUAUAAUUGUAAGUUUUGACUAUUGUAAAUGUAAUAAAAUUGUAGGAAUUUA
Messenger RNA from Zophobas morio, 2538 nucleotides. It is a transcript of the gene GluClalpha, whose product is annotated as glutamate-gated chloride channel. Bases 421 to 1773 code for a protein of 450 amino acids. Gene Ontology annotation, biological process: nervous system process; regulation of membrane potential; chloride transmembrane transport. Gene Ontology annotation, cellular component: plasma membrane; neuron projection; synapse. Gene Ontology annotation, molecular function: transmitter-gated monoatomic ion channel activity involved in regulation of postsynaptic membrane potential; excitatory extracellular ligand-gated monoatomic ion channel activity; chloride channel activity. The transcript is spliced from 9 exons. NCBI's taxonomy places the organism in Eukaryota, Metazoa, Arthropoda, Insecta, Coleoptera, Tenebrionidae. The record is from RefSeq and is a predicted model, not a curated record.